CGGGAGAUGGCAGCGCAGUGCAGUCGGCAGGCCUGCUUUUGCCUUAUUUAAUUAGUUUCCUCAUGUAAAUAAGCCGUGAUUUGGUUUCAUUCUCAGUCUCACUGCAGUUUCGCUAGCAUGAGCGGCCGGACACCAAAGUUGUCGCUCAUCACCGACGACUACGAAAUUUCGGACAAGGUUUUGGGACUCGGCAUCAAUGGCAAGGUGCUGCAGUGCUUCAGCAAACACGCCCGCCAUAAAUUUGCACUAAAGGUGUUGCACGAUUGCGUUAAGGCGAGGCGAGAGGUCGACCUGCACUGGAGGGCCAGCGGCUGCCGGCACAUAGUCAACAUCAUUGAUGUCUACGAAAACUCUUACGGAGGCCAGAAAUGCUUGCUGGUGGUCAUGGAGUGCAUGGAAGGCGGCGAGUUGUUCCAAAGAAUUCAGGACAGACAAGACGGUGCUUUUAACGAAAGAGAGGCUGCGCAGGUAAUGAGAGAAAUCUGCAUAGCUGUUAAAUAUCUGCACGACAUGAACAUCGCGCACCGUGACCUGAAGCCAGAAAAUUUGCUGUAUACACAACCAGGAGAGGAAGGCGUUUUGAAGCUGACAGACUUUGGCUUCGCCAAAGAGACAUUCACAAAAGACACUUUGCAGACGCCGUGCUACACGCCGUAUUACGUCGCGCCGGAGGUGUUGGGCCCGGAGAAGUACGACAAGAGCUGUGAUAUUUGGUCCCUCGGCGUCAUUAUGUACAUUUUACUGUGCGGAUUCCCUCCAUUCUACAGCAACCACGGCCUGGCCAUCUCGCCGGGCAUGAAGAAGCGCAUCCGCAUGGGCCAGUUCGACUUCCCUGAACCUGAGUGGAAGAAUGUCUCCAAGGACGCCAAAGACCUUAUAAAGGGCAUGCUCUGCAUAGACCCCACGCAGCGUCUUGAAAUCUUCCAGGUCAUGAACAACAAGUGGAUCGCUCAAUACACAGAAGUGCCUCAGACCCCGUUGUACACUGGCCAGAUGUUGAAGGAGGGCGAGGAGCUGUGGCCGGAGGUGCAGGAGGAGAUGACCCGCUCGUUGGCCACCAUGAGGGUUGAUUACGACCAGGUGCAGGUGAAGAACCUGGAAAUAUCCAACAACCCGCUGCUCAACAAGCGGAGAAGAAGGGCCGAGGAGAUGGCAGCCAAUUAAACCGUAUGCAAAACCGUUCUUGUCUUCCCCUUAACUGGAUUGACGCGCCUUGAGAAGGUUUCCGCAACGCAGAGGGUAAUUUCGGCUCGAGGACGGCUUACCCUUGCAAAGAAAGGGACUCGUAUUAACCCUUAUACUUAACGAUUUACGUAUUUCCCAAUUGAAAAAGUCAAAAAGAUAGCUCUGAAAUUAUGAUUUCGGGCGAACUGUUGGUCUUUCUUUUAUUUGUUCUCUUUGAGAAAGAAGUUACAAUUUUUCCAUUUUUAUUUAGACAACAACCAUUGUUACAUAGAGAGCAUAUUUCUCUUUUUUAUUCUUCCCAAAUUUUUGAAUCGUGUGAUAAACCAGUUCUGUUUAGCCAAAGUUGAACUUGAAUAAAAAUGCAGGCUUUAAUUAACAAGUAAA
Molecule: messenger RNA, 1569 nt
Organism: Cloeon dipterum
Lineage: Eukaryota; Metazoa; Arthropoda; Insecta; Ephemeroptera; Baetidae
Gene: MAPk-Ak2
Product: MAP kinase-activated protein kinase 2
Exons: 7
Coding region: 118-1164 (348 amino acids)
Biological process (GO): protein autophosphorylation; intracellular signal transduction; peptidyl-serine phosphorylation
Cellular component (GO): cytoplasm; nucleus
Molecular function (GO): ATP binding; calcium/calmodulin-dependent protein kinase activity; mitogen-activated protein kinase binding
Source: RefSeq, a predicted model, not a curated record